Otolemur garnettii (small-eared galago) is the source of this 1707-nucleotide messenger RNA. RefSeq names its product cyclin Y like 1 (gene CCNYL1). Gene Ontology annotation, molecular function: cyclin-dependent protein serine/threonine kinase activator activity; protein kinase binding. Gene Ontology annotation, biological process: regulation of canonical Wnt signaling pathway; regulation of cyclin-dependent protein serine/threonine kinase activity. The transcript is spliced from 10 exons. NCBI's taxonomy places the organism in Eukaryota, Metazoa, Chordata, Mammalia, Primates, Galagidae. The record is from RefSeq and is a predicted model, not a curated record. Gene Ontology annotation, cellular component: plasma membrane. The coding region runs from base 276 to 1367 and encodes 363 amino acids.
ACAAGUCAACUCGGGGGAGGCGGCGGCGGCGCGGCAGCGGGGGUGCGGCCGAGGCCGGAGCCCUGCCCGGGGCAGGGCGGCGGGGCGGGCGGGCGAUCAGCGGGCGAGGCCGCGAGCGCUAGCGCGGUGCAGCCCCGGCACAGCCCGGCGUAGCCCGGGGCUGCCCGUGCCGGCCGCGCCAUUGUUGGGGGAGGGGGCGGCUGAGGAGCGCGGCGGAGUCGGGGGCGAGCCAGGGCGCAGGCAGCAAGCAGCAGCGCGGAAAGCGGAGGCGCCCCAUGGGGACCACGCUGAGCUGCUGCGUGUCCCCCAAUGCCAGCCCCAAGCUGGGCCGGCGCACCGGGACGGCGGAGCCAGACUACGAGUCUGAGAUCUACGAGGCGGUGGCCGGGGACGCGGUGGCGGUAGAGCCGGCGCCCGCUGCCGUGGAGCCCGCCGAGUUAGAUUUCGGGGCCGGCGAGGGCCACCACCUGCAGCACAUCAGCGACCGGGAAAUGCCUGCAGAGUUAGCUUUGGAAUCGAAUCCCUCUGACCAUCCACGGGCAAGCACAAUUUUCCUGAGCAAAUCUCAAACAGAUGUGCGAGAAAAGAGGAAGAGCAACCAUUUAAACCAUGUAUCUCCAGGGCAUCUUACUAAAAAGUAUAGCUCAUGCUCAACAAUAUUUCUAGAUGACAGCACAGUCAGCCAGCCUAAUCUUAGAACCACAGUAAAAUGUGUGACCUUAGCAAUAUAUUACCACAUAAAGAACAGAGAUGCAAAUAGAUCACUGGAUAUUUUUGACGAGAGGUCACAUCCACUCACACGAGAGAAGGUUCCAGAAGAGUACUUUAAGCACGAUCCUGAACACAAAUUUAUUUACAGAUUUGUUCGUACUCUAUUCAGUGCUGCACAGCUAACAGCUGAAUGUGCAAUAGUAACUUUGGUUUACUUAGAAAGGCUUUUAACUUAUGCUGAGAUCGACAUUUGUCCCACUAACUGGAAAAGAAUUGUUUUGGGAGCGAUUCUUCUUGCCUCCAAGGUUUGGGACGAUCAGGCUGUAUGGAAUGUGGACUACUGCCAGAUCCUCAAGGACAUUACAGUUGAGGACAUGAAUGAGAUGGAAAGGCAUUUUUUGGAGUUGCUUCAGUUUAAUAUUAAUGUUCCUGCCAGUGUUUAUGCCAAAUACUACUUUGACCUCCGCUCCUUAGCAGAUGACAACAACGUGAAUUUUUUGUAUGCUCCUCUUAGCAAAGAAAGAGCACAGAACCUAGAGGCCAUUUCUCGAUUAUGUGACGAUAAAUACAAAGACUUAUGUAGAGCUGCCAUGAGAAGAUCUUUCAGCGCAGAUCAUUUCACUGGCAUUCGGCGCUCUAAUGCCAUCCUCUCUUAAGGGAGAAGCGAGGGGUUAGAACAUCAUGGACCCCUCACCUGCAGAGACUGGAGAAAUACCACCUCUCCUCAAAAACCAGCAAGAUUAGUAUUUUCACCAAAAAGACAGAUCUCAAAUUCAAGAGACUUGUGGACAAUGAGGAUUACACUCCAUAGGAAAGAAUGGGACCUUGUCAAUGACAAGAACACACUCUUCUGUCCGUUUUGAUGUAAAGUUACAAAACCACUCCAAAGCAAAAGCUCCCAAACCACACAGAUAUUUGCUUCUGUGUAGGCUGAUAGCUGUGAAUUAUGUGAAGUUUUUUAAACAAUAGUUUAAAUUUUUAGACUCUAAAGACACU